Messenger RNA from Paramecium tetraurelia, 993 nucleotides. RefSeq lists its product as uncharacterized. The transcript is spliced from 2 exons. Gene Ontology annotation, biological process: positive regulation of proteasomal ubiquitin-dependent protein catabolic process; protein polyubiquitination; ubiquitin-dependent protein catabolic process. Gene Ontology annotation, molecular function: ubiquitin protein ligase activity; zinc ion binding; ubiquitin conjugating enzyme binding. Gene Ontology annotation, cellular component: cytoplasm; ubiquitin ligase complex. Lineage: Eukaryota; Ciliophora; Oligohymenophorea; Peniculida; Parameciidae. The record is from RefSeq and is a predicted model, not a curated record.
AUGCAAGUUCAAAAUUUCUGUGAAAUUUGUUAUGAACACACUGGAUUGUCCUUGUUGGAAUGCAAUUGCAAAGUGUGUCUAAACUGUAUUAAACACUACACCAAGGUAAUUGGAUUUAAAUUAUAAACCUAGAUAAAAAUAGAAGAGUUUUGGACAUCUGAUGGUACACAUUUAAAUAUCGAUUGUCCAGGAGGUUGUUAAUAAACCCUUUACUUUGAUUCUAUCGAAUAAUUAGCCAUCAGAAACUCUUUCAUUUAAGAUAUUCAUGACCAAUUAUUUAAAAGCUAUUGUAAAAAAUCUAUUGAUGUCUAAUAAUGUCCAAACUCAAAUUGCGAAUUCUAUUAUUUAAAACCUUGUAAAUCCUAUUGUGUUGAUAUUUGUGAAAUCUGCUAAACUCGCUUAUAAACUUAUGACCAGAUUUCAUAUAAAACACUUUUGAAUGAAAUUACUGAAUUUACCACUACUUAUUAAUGUCCUAGAUGUGAAGUUAAAAUUACUAAAAAUGGUGGUUGUUCACACAUGACAUGUUAAGUUUGUAAAUUUGAAUUUUGUUGGGAUUGCAAAUAAAAUUGCAAAGGCCAUGAUUGGAGUAUUUGUAUAUAUAAUAAUAUAUUUACACUAAUCAUCAAAUACUAACUUCUUUACGCCUUAUUGAUUUCUACAGGUCUCGACGUCUACUUACUAUUAAUUUGUGGAUACGUAUUUUCAAUAACAUACUUAUUCAUACUCAAUAACUCAAUCAUAUUGCUGUCUGGAUUGAUGGUGGUUUAAUUGAAGAAAUUAAAUGAUAAAUAUGAGAAGAUCACCUUUCACAGAACCAUAGUUGGAUCACUGACCUUGGUCAUCCUCAUUUUUAUAUCCUACUUUAUCUUAGAACAAACUCUUGCCGAUUUCAUUUUUUACAUCAUCAAAGAAAUCAUAUACGCACUCUUCUUUACUAUUAUUACUACUAUUUUGAAUGAGUUUUACAAAUACAAAAUUAAGUCGAAUUGA